Messenger RNA from Danio rerio (zebrafish), 1141 nucleotides. It is a transcript of the gene rabif, whose product is annotated as RAB interacting factor. Gene Ontology annotation, molecular function: zinc ion binding; guanyl-nucleotide exchange factor activity. The record is from RefSeq and is marked validated. Lineage: Eukaryota; Metazoa; Chordata; Actinopteri; Cypriniformes; Danionidae. Gene Ontology annotation, biological process: small GTPase-mediated signal transduction.
GCGUUGAUCCGGUCUGCUUUAGCAGUUGCGCCAAUAUUAGCAGUAGCAAACACUUGUCCGCUAGUUUUUCCAACUUAUGUUUAUAAUUGUGUAUGAACACAAAUUACCAAAUUAGUACUUAACGUUUUGUAGACUUUAUUUGGGUAAUACGUCUGUAUUAAGGAUCAGUUUACUUCAUGGUCUGACCCAGAGUGUCUUACUAACAUGGAUGACAGUAAACCGACCUCCUCUCCCGAGGGACCCGUAGACCCCUCUCUCGUGUCAGAAGAUGGCAAAAAUGUCAAAGCUGUUUUGUGCCAGAGAUGUGGAUCCAAAGUGCUCUGUCCAGGCAUGGCAGUCUUUGCAGAAAAAGAGCUGUUUCUUCCUUCGAUGAGAAAGAAAACUUCCAUUGGUCAGUCAGACGGGACGUUGGAUGGGGACACCUUAAUGGCUCACUGGCUGGUUGAUGACAUGUACACAUUUGAGAAUGUGGGCUUCACAAAAGAUGUAGGCAAAGUCAAGUAUCUUAUUUGUGCAGAUUGCGAGAUCGGACCUAUCGGUUGGCAUUGCUUAGAUGAUAAGAAGAGUUUCUAUGUGGCAUUGGACAGGGUGAACCAUGAAUAGAGCACUCACUGAAGGCACUGUACGGAAAAUUGUAUGCUAUUUGAUUAUAUAACUUAAAUGUCUUUUUUAAUGCAAGUCCUGAUUUAGUUCUUUUUGGUGAGUUCAGAUACAUGUGAUGUUUUUAGGGUUUUUUGUUCUCACCAAACUAUGUUAACAUGUUCAACUGUACUUGUCUUUCAUAAAGGUCUGCCAUAGAUAAAUGGAGACAUUUCUUAUAAACAUUCCUAAUCACAAGGUCUUUUCCAUACCUCUUAUCUCUCUAUUACUUUUCAUACUUCUUCAGCCAUGUUUUGUUUGUUUGUUUGAAAAGGAAACGUCAAUGUUAGUUAAAAUGUAUUCUUGAACAUUAUUGAGUUUUGUAAAAUAAAAGACUGAAAAAUGAAUAAAAUAUAACUCUUAGCUGUUCUCAAAAUAAGUGUAUCAGAGUGUGUGAUGGUGUAAAGAAAAAAAAAUGCUAUUCUUUAUACUUUGUUAGAUAUACACACUUGCAAUAUUACAAAAUAUAGUCAUCAAACAUUAAAACAAUCUAAGAAUAAAA